UUACAUGACCCUUUAAAAAAAUAAAAAAUAAAAUAAUUAAAAUAAAAGAAACUGAGAGAAACUGCGAGAAAGUGUGGGAAACUGAAUGAAAGUGAAAAAUAACAAAAGGAAAAAAAGGGGGAAAAAUGAAGCACAUUUUUAAGAAGUUACACAUAGGAAGCAAUCACGAACAUAAUCGAGCUUCGACAGCCGACACGUCUCCGUCGCCAUCGCCGUCAUGCGCCACCGAUCAUCAACGCUCGAUGUCCGAAAAUGCUCUGAUGAGUACUUCUACAACCACUACGUCAUCAUCGCCGGUGAACACGACGCCGAUGCCGUUACUGUCGAGCAUUGGUUUGAGUACGCCAUCAGCUGCGAACAAUCGAGCGUUGGACUAUAUGUUGUCAGAGGAAGAGUUUCAGGUACAGUUAGCAUUGGCGAUCAGUGCUUCUAAUUCCGAGGAUCCGGAGAAAGAUCAGAUCCGAGCGGCGACGCUUUUGAGCUUAGGGAAUCAUCAUGGAAUGGAUUUAGGGUUCGGGAGGGAUAAGGAUGACGUGGCAGCUGAGGUUUUGGCCAGGAAGUAUUGGGAAUACAAUGUGCUUGAUUACGAGGAAAGAGUGGGGGAUGGUUUUUAUGAUGUAUAUGGGCUCUCCACAGAUUCAAAACUUCAAGAAAAAAUGCCAUCUCUUGUUGAUCUUGAAAAAAGUCUCGGGAAUUCUGGCUUUGAAGUUGUAAUUGUCAAUCGAACAAUUGACCCAGCCCUAGAAGAGUUGUUGCAAAUUGCACAUUGUAUUACUUUAGAUUGCCCUGCUACCAAUAUUGAUGUGUUAGUUCAACGGCUUGCUGAACUUGUAACGGGAAAUAUGGGUGGACCUGUUAAAGAUGCUAAUAUAAUCUUGGCUAGAUGGAUGGAAAGAAGCACAGAGUUCAGGACAUCUCUUCAUACAAGUGUGUUCCCCAUUGGCUCCAUAAAUAUAGGCCUGUCUCGGCACCGUGCUUUACUCUUCAAGGUGCUGGCAGAUAGCAUAAGGUUACCUUGUAUACUGGUAAAAGGCAGCCACUAUACUGGUGUUGAGGAUGAUGCUGUAAAUAUAAUAAAGCUUGAGGAUCAAAGGGAAUUUUUGGUUGAUCUAAUGGCAGCUCCUGGUACACUUAUACCUGCUGAUAUUUUAAGUGCGAAAGAUGCUACUUUUAAGCCAUACAAUCCAAUUAUUAGCAAUAUCCCAACUCUUCAGUCGUCUGAUAAUGGUUAUUCAAGAGCAAAGCCAUCUAGCAUUGAGGGUAGUAGUCAGCACCCUGUGAUCAACGGUAGUCUGCCCAUCAAUUGGGGGUCAAGUACUGGAACUGCAGAAGUGUUGCCUUCAUUAUCAGGUCCAACUGGUGAUUCUACUGUUAGUUCUUCCGGAUCAUCUAAUAGAGUGAUCCCUGGAACUGCAGAAGUGUUACCUUCAUUAUCAGGUCCAAGUGCUGAUUCUGGUGUUAGUUCCUCUGGAUUAUCUAAUAGAGUGACCCCUAAUCAGUUGGACCAUCUUCCUUCGACUGCCAUUAGAACUUCUGUCAAUAAAGGGAGUCGUGGUGCCAAUGUAGUUGAUAGCCUGAGAAUGAACAUUAAUGUAGUGCCAUAUGGGCAGAGUAGUCAAGAGGACCCAAAAGAUCCUUUUGCAGAUCUUAAUCCAUUCCAGAGAAAAGGGACUAGCAAAACUUCCCAGCAAAACAAACCUACAGAGACCAAAGUUGACGAGUUUCAGAGGCUGAGAAAUAAUGUAGCUGUGGCGCGACCCACAGUACCAUUGAUGUGGAAGAACCGAACCGUAUAUAAUGAGGUUCCUCAGAAAAAGGAGUACAAUUAUAUGGAGGGCCUCUUUCCAAAAAUCAGUCGCAAACCUAAUGAUUUUAAUCAGUCAUCAUCAGCUUCCACUAGCUCUACCAAACCGGAAAAGGUCUACUCUCACGGUUUUAACUCCCCUGGGCGCUUUGAUAUGUUGAAUAGAGAGAAUAAAAUCCAGAAUUCUUUGUCUGGUACUAGCUCAUCUGUGGCAUCCACUACCAGUCAGUUUAAUAGUUCACAACUGGUUGAGGACGCAAACAAUAAUUUUAGGGAAGAGAAUUUCAGGAAUGGACAUGAUUUACAGAAUAAAACAGGGGAUUUAGCUAAAGAGCAAGAUAAUGAGAUUGGUUUCUAUAAUCAUAGAAAGUACACCCAGGAGAGAUAUGUGGAGAAUAACCUUAAAUUGAAGGAUCCUGAAAGUCCUAGCUCAUCACUUGAUUCUGGCAAAGGCAAGGUUGAACAACUAUUUGAUGAUGUGGAUGUAGGUGAAUGCGAAAUUCCUUGGGAAGACUUGGAUAUUGGUGAAAGAAUUGGAUUAGGUUCUUAUGGAGAGGUCUACCAUGCGGAUUGGAAUGGCACGGAGGUUGCUGUGAAGAAGUUCCUAGACCAGGAUUUUUCAGGUGAUGCUUUGGCUGAGUUCAAAAGAGAAGUGCGAAUAAUGCGUAGACUGCGCCAUCCAAACGUCGUUCUUUUUAUGGGUGCUGUUACUCGCCCUCCAAACCUGUCUAUCAUUACUGAGUUUCUUCCAAGAGGAAGCUUAUAUAAGAUUCUUCAUCGUCCUCAUUCUCGAAUUGAUGAGAAGCAAAGAAUUAAGAUGGCUCUUGAUGUGGCUAGGGGCAUGAAUUGCCUACACGCCAGCAUACCUACCAUUGUUCACCGCGAUUUGAAGUCUCCUAAUCUUUUAGUUGAUAAAAACUGGACUGUUAAGGUCUGUGAUUUUGGAUUGUCACGCUUGAAGCAUAAUACCUUCCUAUCAUCCAAAUCAACUGCAGGAACGCCCGAAUGGAUGGCACCAGAAGUACUUCGCAAUGAGCCCUCCAAUGAGAAAUGUGAUGUUUAUAGCUUUGGAGUCAUUCUUUGGGAGAUUGCGACUCUGAGACUACCUUGGAGCGGAAUGAAUCCAAUGCAAGUUGUGGGUGCUGUUGGUUUCCAGAAUCGUCGCCUCGACAUUCCCAAGGAACUUGAUCCUUUAGUUGCAAGGAUAAUCUGGCAAUGCUGGCAAACUGAUCCAAGUUUGCGACCUUCGUUCGCAGAGCUAACUGUAGCUUUAAGAUCGUUGCAGCGGCUUGUUAUCCCUUCCCAUCAAGGCCAAUCAAACUUGCCUAUGUCACAACAGAUUCCGGUAAAUUCUACACCCUGAAAUCAAAUGUCUCGGUUCUUCAAUUGUGAAUAAGAAGUAUUCCCAACGAGGGUAUUCUAUUUAUAUUUCGUGAAUAUACAUAUAUAUAUACAUGUUACUUGAACUCGAGUGUAAAUGUUAGAUACAGAAUAUGUUGGACAUUUCUGCGAUAAUUGUAUCUAAAUCAAAUUACAUUUAAUUAUUUCUUAAAA
Molecule: messenger RNA, 3358 nt
Organism: Gossypium raimondii (Peruvian cotton)
Lineage: Eukaryota; Viridiplantae; Streptophyta; Magnoliopsida; Malvales; Malvaceae
Product: serine/threonine-protein kinase EDR1
Exons: 13
Coding region: 126-3167 (1013 amino acids)
Biological process (GO): protein phosphorylation
Molecular function (GO): protein kinase activity; ATP binding
Source: RefSeq, a predicted model, not a curated record